AUGUCAGGGAAUCCAUUGUCGUCGAUGUCAACCGGGUUGGACAGUGAAAAUCCAAAGAUCGAUCCUGACACCAAACUCUAUAUAAUUGGUAAAUAUCUCGAGAGCAUAAACUCUCCUCGCUACACCAACCGUGGAUCAACUACUAAAAAUAAUGUAGACCGGAUUGCUGAUGAAGUUAAAUCUUUAAAAGAUCAACUGAGGAACAAACAACAAACCUUUACUGCCAAACAUGCUACUACACACGCAAUCCAUAAAUUCAUUUCUGACAUCAACUAUAGCCUUCGUGACAGCCUGAUAGUAGGAGCAGUAUUGCUGGACCAAGAAAAAGCCUUUGAUUCUGUUUGGAUCAAUGGGCUGAUCUACAUCUUGGUAUCCAACAACUUCCCCACAGGACUGGUGAAUUAUUACGCCAACUACAUUAAUAUCGGUAACUCCAUAAUGAACAAGUUAAGAUGUCCCGACGACGUGACCUGCGCAAACAUGUGCAGCUCUGGUUAUAUACCACCUGAAAUAUUCACUUUCUGCGAUCGUAAAGGUGUAAUCCAAAAUGAACGCAAUGUCCCAAUCAUAUACCAUGAGAAAAGACAUUGUAUGAAUCAUCGAAUCAACAUUGACUCCAACGAGUACAAUAACCUAGACUUUUCUUUGGCGUUACCACCAAUAGAUACAACAACUAACUUCGAAGUAUCGAACGACUAUUGGUGGUUAUCGCGAGAUCCAGCACACAUAGAUGAAAUAAGAAGAAGAACUCUCUCGAAAAAGCAAGGACUGCGAUUAAAAGCAACUCGAGAAUAUUCUACAAUAGCAACUUAUCAAUCAAAGCUAAACUUAUAUUUGCUAAUAAGACCUCUUAUUACUUAUGCAGCCCCAAUGCUAUGGAAUAUGGGCCCGACAGUGAUGGAAAAAUACCGUAGAGUAGAGAGAUCCGCGCUCAGAUCGUGUAUACGAAAAUACAGAAAAGCUGAAACAGACUACCGAGAAAGAAUCAGCAAUGCCAACAUCUACAACAUGGCUAAUAUAACCAGGCUAGACUGCUUCUACCUAAAGCUAUGCCGCAACUACUACGCUAGCUACCAAAAUAUUGGCAACCCAAUUAUGACCAACGUACGCUGUCCAAGUGAUGAAAUCUGCACUGAUAGAUGCUCAACUGGAUAUUUAACUCCAGAAAUGUUCACAUUCUGUGAUAAAAUGGGAAUGCUUCAGGAUGAACUUAACUUACCCAUCAUCUACCACAUAAAACGUCACUGCACCUGCAAAAAAAUAAAUAUUGACAAUGAACAAGAAAAAAUCUUGGAUUUCUCCAAAGCAUUACCAAAAAUUGACAUUAAAGACAAUCACAGAUUGAACGAAAACUACUGGUGGCUGAAAAACGACGCCAAAUACAUCGACGAAAUCCGAAAAAGAACGACUUGGAAACAAUAA
Cotesia congregata is the source of this 1422-nucleotide messenger RNA. Lineage: Eukaryota; Metazoa; Arthropoda; Insecta; Hymenoptera; Braconidae. The record is from the annotation of a GenBank genome assembly.